This is a messenger RNA of Procambarus clarkii (red swamp crayfish), 828 nucleotides long. NCBI's taxonomy places the organism in Eukaryota, Metazoa, Arthropoda, Malacostraca, Decapoda, Cambaridae. The record is from RefSeq and is a predicted model, not a curated record.
AUGUCGGUCAACAAGACGUUCCUCCUCCUGCUGCUGCUCUCGGUCGACGCCCUGGCGGCUUACAUGUCUAUUUUCCGUCCGCCUGCACAUUCCGUGCGUCACUCCAAGUUCGCCUCCAGGGACCUCUCCAGCCAGAAUUAUGGCCGCUUCAGCAGGAGUUUUUCCGGAUCCUACAAUGUACAGCCGCCAUACCCUUUUGAACAGGAGCCACUCUACCCUGUUGCACAGGAACCACUCUACCCAGUUGCACAGGAGCCACUCUACCCAGUUGCACAGGAGCCACUCUACCCAGUUGCACAGGAGCCACUCUAUCCUGCUACACAGGAGCCACUCUACCCUUUUGAACAGGAGCCACUCUACCCUUUUGAACAGGAGCCACUCUACCCUUUUGAACAGGAGCCACUCUACCCUGUUGCACAGGAACCACCCUACCCUUUUGAACAGGAGCCACUCUACCCUUUUGAACAGGAGCCACUCUACCCUGCUGCACAGGACCUGGUUUAUCCUUCUGCUGAACUGCCGCUGUACUCUACUACUACCCAGGAGCCACUCAACCUUUCUACAAAGGAAGCUUUCAAUUCUUCAAAUACCCAGCCACUAAUCCCAGAGUCAGACACGAGAGUUUUCAAGUCACCAGUUUCUAAGCAUAAGGAAGUAUUAUCACUAAUCAAUGAAUACGUUGGUGGACCCGCGUCCAGGAAGCCCCGAUCCACACCUGAGUGGAGGAUUCUGAUGAAGGCGUUUGAGGCCGUCUGGAGCAAGGAAUGGAUUACUACGUCGCUCGCUAGGUACGAGCCUUCGAAGGGGACCUGGGCGUACUUCUCCUGA